Messenger RNA from Megachile rotundata (alfalfa leafcutting bee), 1970 nucleotides. RefSeq lists its product as uncharacterized. The record is from RefSeq and is a predicted model, not a curated record. Lineage: Eukaryota; Metazoa; Arthropoda; Insecta; Hymenoptera; Megachilidae.
AACAAAGAAUUGUGAAAUCAAGGCAAGAAAAAAUUAAAUUAGAUUUAAAGUAAAGGUACGCGUAAGGGAUUCCAGCAAUCCUACAGGUGGUUGCGGACGAAUUCACCUGACCAUGGAUACUUCAAACUGGAAUUCACUGGUUGCUGAUACUUCAUGGGGUGCCAUCUAUAUUCGAUGAUGCGCGAACAGAAAACCUGGCAGUUGCAAACGGCAAUUGAAUUUUCCGGUUCACCCACCUGACGAUAUUCCGAUUCUCCUUUUUCACCGUGACUCAUGACAACCGUUCCACUCCGCCUCGUUAUAGAAGCUGCAUAUUUGCAAGUUACCCGAAACAUUCUUCAGAAAUAUCUGAUUUAUACAGACGAAGAAACAUUUUCUUGGCUUCAAUAUUCUCGACAAAAUGGUUUCUCGAAUUUCGAUGGAAAAUUAAAGACGAGGUCAAGUGGAUCAAGUUUCUCGUUAACGAAGCCGGUCAUAAUUAUAAGAGCACUGCGAUCGCGUCAGUCAGAUGCCCCGUCAGUUUCCCUCGAAGCGGAUCGUUCUUCGUGGAGAAAAUUGAAUCAGAAAUCGUCGGCAACAAAAUGGAGGCGGGAAAACCACGACGAGACGAAAGGAACUUUAUUGACGCGAUAUAUGGAUGACUAUACCGGCGACUUCUCCCCGCGGAUUUCGAAGUCUAAGGAAUAAAGGAAAAGCAUUGAAUGAAAAAUCCUGUUGUCCGAGAUCGAUCAUAGAAGCAGCGAGAAAUUCUGUUUUCACGUGUGUCGAUAAAGCUCGAUGUUGCAUCGACUCGAUUCACGUGCUUUCAAUGUAAUAAAAGCUAAAUAAAUUGCUCGGUAAAGGACGACCGAGGAGCUUGAUGGAUGAAGACACCGAGCUCGAAGGAAAUCCAAUAACAACGAACCGUUUUCAAGAGAUUUCACAAUCGUUCUCGUCUAUUCUAUGCUCCGCCGUCAUCGAUCUGUGUUUCUCUUAUCUGUUAUCAGUGCACGCAUAUGUUCCGCGUUUUAUCUCGACGAUCGAACCGCGACAAAACGAGGGAAAUGCGUUUCGUUGUAAUUUCACGGCGUACUAUUUUUUUCCGCGAAACAAUCCUCUUACCGAGAGAACUCAUUUUUCAACCGGAACACGUUUCCAUACGAAAUGGUAGAAAUCGUUUGAACCGCGACACAACUUUCGGAGCAUGCAAAUUAUCUAGGGAUAUUUUAUUUCCUUUGAAAGAAUUUUCGGAAAACGGAAUAUUUCUGAUGCACCGAGGUACUUUUGACGGAUUUAAAAUGUCGUAAUUGCGCUUGGGAAAUGUGGUUUAAUUACAAAAAAAAAUGCGAUCAUGUCUCCGUGAGUUGGUAAAAGUGCAACAAUUUUAUCCUUUGACAUCGGUAAAUCUUCUGGGUAAAGGGAUUAAUCGAACGAAAUACGAUCAACAAAUGUUACCGGGGUAAUGCAGCUCUCCCGUUAAUUAGACGUCAAAUUCAGCAUUCUGUGAUUUUAACAUCGGUGGAAUUCGUUCACUAGUCUCUGUUACGUCGCGUUCGUUAAUUACAGUAUUCAAGUACUUGGCAGAUAUUCUACAUCCAGUCUGUUCUAUAUUCUAUGAUCUAACAGGGGUUUUAACGUAUUAUCUUAUAAUUAAAUUUCGGCGAGCGAUAGAACAAUAUUAUUCGAACCUGCAUAUUCGAAAUAGGUAAUGUUAGGUUGACGAGUAUGAAACUGAACGUACAGACGUAAACAUCGAAAUUCAUCUUUUAUUUGCCGUUUCAUUGAAAUUUCAAUAUUGGGUCAAUUUAAACGAUGCAGCUCCGUGUUUUAUUUACAAUAUCGGUUCGUUACAAUCUCCUUAUUGGUUUUAUGGAUUGACCUAUUUUGUAGAAUUUUUGUAGAAAAUUCCCGUAGUUUAUGAAUAUGUAUCUGUCGCAGAGACAUGGAUGAUCCAGCUAGCGUAUAUAAAUGAUUGUUUCAAGGAUAUUAAG